Molecule: messenger RNA, 786 nt
Organism: Aspergillus tubingensis
Lineage: Eukaryota; Fungi; Ascomycota; Eurotiomycetes; Eurotiales; Aspergillaceae
Product: alpha/beta hydrolase
Exons: 2
Coding region: 1-786 (261 amino acids)
Source: RefSeq, a predicted model, not a curated record
AUGGCCUCUUCCACCGUUGUCCUUGUCCCUGGUGCCUGGCAUCAGCCGUCCUGCAUGCGCCAGCUGCAGGAUGAACUGACAGGCCGGGGGCUAAACGCCAUCACUGUUGCUCACCCGUCCAUUGGCAACACCUCACACCCGCUGAAGACCUUGGUGGAUGACAGGGCGAGUCUGCACGCCGUCAUCGAGGAACUCGCUGAUAGCGGCCAUUACGUGACUGUGGUAGCUCACUCUUAUGGAGGUGCAGUUACCUCGGGCGCAUCUGAAGGGUUGGGCGUCGCCGAGCGACGUGCGGCUGGCAAGCCAGGUGGGAUUGUUAUGAUCGUAUACCUUGCAGCCUUUGUCGUCCCUAAAGGCCAAACUCUUCUCGGUUACUUCGGUGGAGUCGCCCCUUCCUUCUGGGAGAUUAAGGGUGACUUUAUCUAUGCCAACAAUCCGAUCAUCAGCGAUCCGGCCAACCUCUUCUACAAUGACCUCCCCAGCGACGUCCAGGAUUACUGGAUCUCUCAGCUCCUCCCCAUAACAGCGGGGUGUUCCCAAGUACCCAACACUUACGAGCCGUGGAAGUAUAUUCCAUGCACGUAUAUAAAAGCCAAGCAGGACCAAGCUCUGUCACUGGAGAUGCAGGAGAGCAUGAUCGCCACAAUGGAAUCCGUUACGACGCGGACCCUGGACUCCUCUCAUUCGCCUUUUCUGAGCAUGCCCCGUGAUGUUGCCGUGCUGGUCCAACAAUCGGUUGAGGAGGGACUGGUAAAAGCCGCUGGUGUUGAUAUUCCUACGGCAUGA